This is a messenger RNA of Octopus sinensis (East Asian common octopus), 2238 nucleotides long. Its product is annotated as Krueppel-like factor 10. NCBI's taxonomy places the organism in Eukaryota, Metazoa, Mollusca, Cephalopoda, Octopoda, Octopodidae. Gene Ontology annotation, biological process: regulation of transcription by RNA polymerase II. Gene Ontology annotation, molecular function: RNA polymerase II cis-regulatory region sequence-specific DNA binding; DNA-binding transcription factor activity, RNA polymerase II-specific. The transcript is spliced from 4 exons. The record is from RefSeq and is a predicted model, not a curated record. Bases 950 to 2149 code for a protein of 399 amino acids.
UUACUAUAUCUAUCUCUCCCUCCCUCCGUCUCAGUUCGUCACAGUUACCUCAGACAUUCAGAGUCACAAAUUUUGCCUCAGUGCUCUGUUUGACAAGGUGACGGAUUAGAUAACUGUCUGUCACUUGCGAGUUCAAAUCCUACCUGCGUCGGUUUCGCCAUUCCUUUACAAAUUCGAUAAAUUAAGUACCAAGUCAAGUACUUGAAGAAUCUAUUUUUGGAAAUCAUUAUCAUUAUUGUUAUAUUUUAAUAUUCAUGCAUUUAAAUUUUAGCAUUUCACUAAUUUGGACAUUGCAUCGAACCUAUCUUUGUCUAUUUCCUGGAUCCUGUGUUGUUAAUUGUUUUGUGUGCAAAACGGGACAUUUUUAAUCAAACGAAACCAAAGCCACAAGAAAAAUUUAAAUCACACACACACACAGACAGACAGACACGCACACACAGAAGCACUUUAAAUUCAUACAUACACGAAACUCGGCUCUUGGGUCACUAUAACUUCUGAUCAUUACACUCUCUGAAAAUUAUUAUAUCCUCAAAGAAAAAGGAAAACUUUGUUUUAAUUAUAUUUAACCCUAAGAAAAUAUACUCACACACACAUAAAAGAUAGAGAGAGAGAGGGGGGAAACUUGUUUCCUUUCCUUAUUUAAUUGUCUCGCCGCCGCCUCCUCGCCCUAACAGCAUUCAAUUUAUUCAUUUUCAAUUUGGAGUUUUACGAAUCGAGUCGGGCUGAAAGACUUGUCCGUCUUGAAAAGCAAGGAUACCCCCGAGCUACAUGUGCGUAGACGAGAUAUGGGAUGUUGUGAUGUUGAACCAUUAUCCAAAACAGUCGCAAUUGUUCGUGUAAAGACAGACAAAUAUAAUAAUAUCUACAGUUUUUAAUUUUAACAUAUACAUUCUUAUAUACCCUAUAUUUAUACACACACUGGGAAUAUCUGGAUAUUUUAGCGGCCAAGAUGAAUAGCAAUGCUGCUUGCGACCCGCUCUCUCCACCGGCUACACCUACAAGCCCGGAAUGCAAUGAUACCGAGCGUGAUGCCGCUGAAAUGUUACUCUCCCUCACUUCGAGAGACAACCGGCUUAUGUACCACCACAACCCACCCUGUACACCCCCUGAUGUCAGUGGCUCGGUCAUUAAUCCAAUCAAUGGCUCUAAUGAUAUUGUUUAUGAGCGUAACUCAUCCAGAUUGGAGCAGCUUCUCAACGGUGAAAAGGACCCAUCCAACAGAAUCUCUGUUAUAAAACCUCUUUUUAAGAACAACACCAUCUCAUCUCUGUAUGACACUCAACCAUUACCAUCAUCGGAAGACAGAACAAAAUCUGCUGCUAUACCAAAAUCUGUGAUCACUAGCACAGGCAAUGUGAACUAUAGAGCUGUCAGUAACUCACUGAACACCUCCUUAUCUCCUUCAUCUACCCUUCCAGAGGAUAGGAGUCGUACUUUUGCCACACUUCAGUCAAACCCUGUAACUCCUCUCAAAAACAAUAUUCCUAUAUAUGCUUCAGAAGGUGCACCACCCACUGCAGUUCCUUUGCCAGCCCAAGCUGUUGUAGUUGUACCUGAUACAAUGUGCAAUAUACCUUCGGCUGCGACCAUUAGUGCUGCUAAUACUACGGCUGCAGCUUCUCCUAUUCCUGCAAACCAAGCAAUCUUACUGUACCCUGGAAAUUGCUCGCCCCAGUUGGCUAUAAACAUAGUGUUUCUUCAAGUGAACAAGAAUUCCAAGGAUUUUCCUGAGAGAACCCUUGCUGACAGACUGUGCCCAAUUGCUCCAGCCCCUGCUCCAGGAGUCCCCAAUAAGAACUUUUCCAGCCAUUUUUCAGAUAUUAAGCAGAAAAAACAUGUUUGUCCAUAUGCCAACUGUGGCAAGUCCUACAAGAAGAGUUCACAUCUAAAGACCCACAUCAGGAACCACACAGGUGAAAAACCAUUCAAGUGUGACUGGAUGAACUGCAAGCAACAGUUUGCACGCUCUGAUGAACUGACACGGCACAAAAGGGCACAUACAGGUGAAAAGAAUUUCAAGUGUCACAUAUGUGGACGUUGCUUUGUGCGAUCUGAUCACCGUACCAAACAUGUGAAGACACAUAACAAGCAGAAAUCUCAGUCAAGCAACGUCAGCAGCAACAGUUUCAAUACCCCUCACAUCUCAUAAAAUAAUAUACAUGCAUACACGCACACACACAGACAUAUAUAUAUAUAUAUAUAUAUAUAAACAUAAACUGUCUGAUUUAGUCUAAAAUG